UUUCUCUCUCGUCUUACCACGUUCAUGGGUCUCGUCGUCUGCCUUUCGUAAGCCUCCAAGACGAGGAGCGACUUAUCAGCUUUUUGCUCGCCUUCGUUCCGAAAAGACGUUGUUUGACGACUUGCGCUAAUGACUCGACUGGCUGCUGGUACUAGUCUUCCCAUCACUAGCACUACUACACGUAGCAACAUGUCCUCACACGACAACUGCCUUCACGCGCGAAACUCUGGCGGCUCCAACAGCAGCGCAGGCGCGCAAUCCCUCACCUUUGGGUUUGCGUUCAUGGCGAUCCUCUUAUGUCUCCUGGCCUUCGCGCAUGGGAUGCAGCGCUAUGCGAAUCGGAGACAGAGAGCGGAGUUGGAGAGGUUAGGUGCGUUAGGGGAUGUGCAGGAGGGGGAGUGUAUACCGAAGAUUUGGGACGUUCAUCUAACUGCAAAUGGGAGUGCAUUCGACAAUGGGAGCCGGAACGAGGAAGCGAGCGUGAAGAAAGGGAAAGAAUGCGCGGAGGUGACGGACCUAGGAGACUCGGUUUUUAGGGAGGAGGAUGGACGAAUUCGGUGGAAUGACAUCCAACCGCUUUCUGCAGCUCGUGUGCUACCCACAAAUAGCUUAUCUACUUCCAUUUCCAAACAAUCCUCCACCUUAGCUUCACAUUCAAAUUCAGCUUCUACACCUGCGGCGGAACCGCAUGACCACGACCGAGACAGGGACCGAGACCGACCGCUGCAAGUAGCGAUGAUCAUUUCCAUGCCCGUUCCACCCCGAUACGUACAUAAUUCACGACGUGACUCUGAAAAGACGGCCGUUUCUAGCUUACCACACGAAUCUGAGAACGACUGGAGCGGGCAGGCGUAUUAUGAGUUGGGUGUUAUGACGGUUAGAUGAAGGUGAGGGUCGAUGAAUGUGGAUGAAGUUCUUGAUGUGUGUACGGACUUUUGGUGUCGUGUUUCUUUUGCAUUUUUAUGUAUUGUUUUCGCCGUUUUUUGUUGUUCUCGUUUUCGUUUUCGCCUUACUCUUGGUAGUGUUGCUACUGUUGUUAUUGGUCUAUGGUUAUUCGUAUCUCUUGCUCAGUGACUUUUUCUUUGUCUUGUACUUCUAGAGUUUUCUUCACGUCUGUUUGUCCGUUUGUUUGUUUGUAUCAUUAUGUUCCUCUGGAUCUCCU
Fomitiporia mediterranea MF3/22 is the source of this 1162-nucleotide messenger RNA. RefSeq lists its product as uncharacterized. Bases 130 to 885 code for a protein of 251 amino acids. The transcript is spliced from 2 exons. The record is from RefSeq and is a predicted model, not a curated record. NCBI's taxonomy places the organism in Eukaryota, Fungi, Basidiomycota, Agaricomycetes, Hymenochaetales, Hymenochaetaceae.